Molecule: messenger RNA, 2483 nt
Organism: Limanda limanda (common dab)
Lineage: Eukaryota; Metazoa; Chordata; Actinopteri; Pleuronectiformes; Pleuronectidae
Gene: cpeb3
Product: cytoplasmic polyadenylation element binding protein 3
Exons: 10
Coding region: 170-2338 (722 amino acids)
Biological process (GO): negative regulation of cytoplasmic translation
Cellular component (GO): nucleus; synapse; cytoplasm
Molecular function (GO): translation factor activity, RNA binding; mRNA regulatory element binding translation repressor activity; ribosome binding
Source: RefSeq, a predicted model, not a curated record
UCACAUUGCAGCUCCGGAGUUCCUGCGUGGAAGGGAAAAGCGAGACGUGGCGAACUCGGGUGAAUAUCUGCAGCCUGCGUGUAGUAAUCUGUGAAUCCUUCAGCUGUAGUCCUCGGGAAGUGUUGUCCUUUUCUUUUCCCACCCCUCCUCUCUUCUGGUCGGGGGCUAAAUGGGGGAUCACGCAUUCGCCCUGCAGCCGCCCGGUCCCUCUAACAUCAUAUCCCUGUCGGACUGGUCCCAGUUCCUCAGAUGCUACGGCAGCAGUCCCAGUCCCAGUAAUAACUCCUCGUCUCUGUUUCCGCCCGUUUCAGCUCCGCACACCAUGCAGGAUGAUUUACUGAUGGACACAAACAGAGCCCAGUCUCACCAUCAGCAAGACCCGACGCGAGCAGACCCUCCUCCCUCCACCUCCACCCCGACCCCGGCAUCGGAGCCCACUUCUUCCUCCUCGGAGUCGGAGAGCCCGUCCACCGGGUGCCACCGAGCGGCUUCUUCAGCGCUGACUCCCAGCAGCAGGGACGCUCCGGGGCCGAUGGAGUCGCCGAUCCUGCCCGGGUUGAGCUUCCACCAGCAGCCGCUGCAGGAGACCGGCGGGCCCCUCUCCUCCCCGUCCUCCUCGUUCGGGAGCACCUGGUCCACGGGAACCAGCAACGCCGCGGACGACAGCUUCUUCCAGGGAGUACCGUCGGUGAACGGCACGAUGCUGUUCCAGAACUUCCCGCACCAUGUCAACCCGGUGUACGGGGGCAACUUCUCCCCGCAGAUCGGCCUGGCUCCGCAGUCCCAGCAGCAGCAGCAUCAGCAGCCAGCUCCGCAGCCGCAGCAGCCCCAGCAGAGGAGGUCUCCUGUCAGCCCCAGCCAGGGCCCUUUCCCCCAGAGGAACGCUUAUCAGACGGUCAUGAAUAACGGCAAGGGGUCGUCUUCUCCUGCCUCGUCGUCCGCUUGGAAUAAUCACCAGAACGCCGCUUGGAGCACGGCCUCCAACCCGUGGAGCGGGCUGCAGGCGGGCAGGGACCCGCGCAGAGCGGUGGGCGUCGGGGGGCCAUCACCCAUGAACCCCAUCUCCCCCAUGAAAAAGUCCUACACCAGCAACAUUAUAGCACCCCCCAAAUUCCCAAGACCCGGUCCCCUCACCCCCAAGCCCUGGAUGGAGGACAGCGCCUUCAGGACUGACAACAGCAACAACAUACUGCCUUUCCAGGACCGGAAUCGGCCCUUUGAUGCUUUUAGCUUGCACUCUUUGGAGAAUUCCUUAAUGGAUAUGAUAAGAACUGACCAUGACAAAGGUAAACCACACCCUGCCGGUGGCCCACCAAUGACUAUCGCUGAUAUUAUAUGGAGGAAUCAUUUUGCAGGACGUAUGGGCCUCAACUUUCAUCAUCCCGGAGCAGAGCACAUAAUGCCAUUGAACACCCGGAGCUAUGGCCGUAGAAGAGGUCGUUCUUGCCUUUUCCCCUUUGAAGACGGUUUCCUCGACGAUGGCCACGGUGACCCCUCCUUGACCCCGGGCCUGAACUCGCCGACCCGCUGUCAGAACGGAGAGCGGAUGGAGCGCUACUCCAGGAAGGUCUUUGUUGGAGGACUUCCACCCGACAUAGAUGAAGAUGAAAUCACCAACAGUUUCCGUCGCUACGGGCACCUGGUGGUCGACUGGCCCCACAAAGCUGAAAGCAAAUCCUACUUCCCACCCAAAGGCUACGCCUUCCUGCUGUUCCAGGAAGAGACCUCUGUCCAGGCUCUAAUUGACGCCUGCAUCGAGGAGGAUGGCAAACUGUACCUGUGUGUGUCCAGUCCCACCAUCAAAGACAAGCCGGUCCAGAUCCGUCCCUGGAACCUGAGCGACAGUGACUUUGUCAUGGACGGCUCCCAGCCCCUGGACCCCCGCAAGACCAUCUUUGUUGGAGGAGUGCCGCGGCCCCUGCGUGCAGUGGAGCUGGCGAUGAUCAUGGACCGGCUGUACGGCGGCGUGUGCUACGCCGGCAUCGACACCGACCCGGAGCUGAAAUACCCGAAGGGAGCCGGCCGCGUGGCCUUCUCCAAUCAGCAGAGCUACAUCGCCGCCAUCAGCGCUCGGUUCGUCCAGCUGCAGCACAACGACAUCGACAAAAGGGUGGAGGUGAAGCCGUACGUCCUGGACGACCAGAUGUGCGACGAGUGCCAGGGGGCGCGCUGCGGGGGGAAGUUCGCUCCCUUCUUCUGUGCCAACGUCACCUGCCUGCAGUACUACUGUGAGUACUGCUGGGCCAGCAUCCACUCGCGAGCCGGCCGCGAGUUCCACAAGCCCCUGGUGAAGGAGGGGGGGGACCGACCCCGACACGUGUCCUUCCGCUGGAGCUGAGGGGGGGAAGGGGGGGUUCGUAAGUCAACUCCGCCCCGGUGAACCCACACCUGACCCCUAAAAAAAGAGAAAUAAAAGGCCUCCUGCUAUCCCACAGCCUGGGACAGUACUGCAACACCCCCCCCCCCCUCCCCUCCCACGAUAC